AGAUUGGGCUAAGAAGACGUACCCAGACCCGGUAAUGUUCUGGAGUUUCCGGCACCAGAUAACCCGACAAACAGCCCUCGACUGUCUGGUCCAGUUCGCUCUAUUCCUCAGCAGUCUCAAACCUGAACACAUCUACAUAACACAGGAGACUGGCACCUUGUCCACUGUACAUUAUCAUAUCCCCAUCAGCAAGGAAACCGGAGAGUUUGUACACGAGCAGCAUAUUCCGUUCCGUCUGACACCGAACAUGAUUACACUGAUGGGUCCAAUAUCUCUCUCGGGUCCGAUGGUAUUCUCCAUGAUAGCUGCCGCAAGGUGUCUUAUCGACCCUAAACUAGGCACGGAGGCGAUACUGGCCGCCAUAUUGAAAGACGAAGUACAAGCUAGUAUCAAAGAUAUGACAGAACCGCGAGUCAUCAGUAUGAUUGAAGAUAUUCAGUCGGCAGUAAACCAGAUAAUGUCACGCCUACAGACGGCAGCGAACUUUGACAAAGCAGAAAGCAAGUUACCCUCCAUUAUAAGUUUGACAACAACCCCCGAGAAUCUGUGCAGACUGGACCCAGCAUGGUAUCCUUGGUUAUAAGAGUUGUGACGUCAUCAAAAUGUCACGUGACGUCAUCAUAAUAACACCUGAUGUCACCAAUUCCAGUGUUCAUGAACCUUCGACGAAGUUUAACUUUGAUUAUAUAUACGGAACACUUCAAACUGAGUUGGGGUAGAUAACAAACCUUCCUGGACGAUUUAUUCUCAUACAUGAGAGACUUAUUUAGUGUUUUCUAAACUUAUUUUUAACAGUUUUACGGUGGCAUUAUAUGUUGGCUCUAUUUUAUAACUGGAGUUACCAAUUUAACUCAGUAUUUUAUCCUGUCUUUAUUGACUUUGCCAAAAUGAUUAACUAGUCGUGCUUAGGCAUUUAAGAACAUUUUGGAAAGAGAAAGGCCUAUAUUAAUCUUAUGGGCCCAGAAAUCAUUGUUCCAUGUUUAUGUUGGCCGUAAAUAACUGCAAGCUUCUUGAAAAGUAAAAUACUGAUCCGGCUCUAGGAAAUAUCAUUUUAUUAUAUUACAAAGUAUUGAUAUUUUUAACUCUUAAAUUAUUAUUAAUAUUGCUUAAAUGAACUGUGAGUGUGAACUGUUACUUUGAUAAUGGCAAAUCAGAUUUAAGCGGAUUUAUUUAGAUUGUUAGGGAUAUUAAAUGUUUAACUUUUAGUCCUACCGUUUGCUCAUAUACUUCAGCUAUUAAAUUACAAUACAUAAAAAGUACCAAUUUAUAAAAUCUUCUGACGAUAUAUCACGAAUUAUACCUUCAACCUUGUCAUAUGAUUGGAUAGUUGUUUAUUCCAGCAGUCGAAGAUAUUUUAAACUGCUUCUUUGUUCUUUGUUCUUUGUUCUUAAUGCUUAGACACUAAAUUUCACUACUCAUCAAGUAUGAGAAGAUAACUUAUAAAAUAGCAUGAAGCUAAAACGGGAAAAGUGACUAUAGUUUCUGUACACGCUGAGCCGAUGUGGGUUUAUUUAGCCGAUGAGGGUUCAUUUAUGAUUAAACCCCCAUGACUUAGUCAUCAUUUUGUAUUAUUACAGUUACUUGAUUACUUCAGUAUGGUGCUGGAUGUACAACAUCUUUCUU
Bolinopsis microptera is the source of this 1623-nucleotide messenger RNA. RefSeq names its product transformation/transcription domain-associated protein-like. Bases 35 to 583 code for a protein of 182 amino acids. The record is from RefSeq and is a predicted model, not a curated record. The transcript has 4 exons. Gene Ontology annotation, cellular component: nucleus; SAGA complex; NuA4 histone acetyltransferase complex. Gene Ontology annotation, biological process: DNA repair; regulation of DNA-templated transcription. Lineage: Eukaryota; Metazoa; Ctenophora; Tentaculata; Lobata; Bolinopsidae.